Messenger RNA from Dendroctonus ponderosae (mountain pine beetle), 2285 nucleotides. RefSeq names its product hepatoma-derived growth factor-related protein 2 (gene Jasper). Bases 188 to 2023 code for a protein of 611 amino acids. Gene Ontology annotation, molecular function: transcription coregulator activity; double-stranded DNA binding. The record is from RefSeq and is a predicted model, not a curated record. The transcript is spliced from 16 exons. Lineage: Eukaryota; Metazoa; Arthropoda; Insecta; Coleoptera; Curculionidae. Gene Ontology annotation, biological process: regulation of transcription by RNA polymerase II. Gene Ontology annotation, cellular component: nucleus.
AGGAAAAAUGUUGCUGUCACAUUUGACAAUUUUGGCGGUUCGCUAGUUCAAUGUGAAAACGAAAUACAUAUUUGUCAACAGGUUAGCUCCCGUUGGUUUUAUUUCUAAAUUUUAAUAAUAAUACUUUUUGUUGCUUUCGUUAUAAACGUUCGCAAGGCUCGAGCUAAUCGCUGAAUUUUCAUAAAUCAUGGUAAAAGUGAAUUACAAAGUUGGUGACAAGGUGUUCGCCAAAGUCAAGGGCCACCCGCCAUGGCCUGCAAAAAUUCUGAACGAUACUGGAAAGAAGAAGUUUAAUGUAAUGUUUUAUGGAACAAAAGAAACGGGCGCAAUUAAGCCCGAAGAUCUGAGCUACUACCUCAAAUACAAAGAAAGUUAUCUGCAGAAGUAUCUUAAAAGAAGAGUGGGGUAUGAAGAUGCUGUGAAGGAAAUUGAGGCGGCUAUUAGAAAGGAUGGAGGCGAUGGAAACCCCGACGCAAAUGGGGAUUCUUCCGUUCCAGAGAUUGACACAUCUGACACAUCUAGUGUCUCAAGUCUUCCUGAUAAAAAGAACCCUAAAAGGAAGGCGUUUAGUGCAUCAUUUGAAGACAAGGCACUAAAGCGAACGUAUGCCAGAAGAACUGUUGGUGCUGAGUCAAGAGAUACCUCCGAAGAGCCAGCCCCUAAAAGACCAACAAGGAAAUCUAGCAUUUCAAGUGUUAAAAGUAAUGAGGACGCGCCGUCAAAAUCCAAGGAGCCUGUUGAAGUUUUACAGGCAUCUGAGAAGUCCAUUGCAGAAGAAGUGAUUACAGAAAUGGUCGAAGUGGUUGAAAAAACAAACCGGGACGAACCAAAUUUGCCAGUGAAGGAGAAAUCGGAUGACAAAGGCUCUACUCCAACUAAAGAAGAACCUGCGAAACAAGAGCAAAAAGCUCAAACUGCGGAUACCAUCACGGUUUCCUCUGACGAAGACUUAGCAGCACCGGAAGUAGCCAUAGAAAAACCUUCUGAAACGCUGAGCGACGAGGGAACUGAAAUUGGCGACGAUAUUGCAGUAGCUAAACGAGUACCCAGCAAUGACAAGCAAUCCCAGAAAAAACUCCCGAAUAACAUCGAUUUAGUGACUGAACAAACGUUGAAAAAUAAUAUAUCAUAUGCGGAACAUGUCAAGGCAAACCCCGAUUUGUAUAAGAACAGACCUGUUGAGCCGCGGAAAGUUAGCAAAGAUCAAAUGCUACCAGUUAAACUACCGUCCGGGAAAUUCUGUGGGGUAACGCUGCAUGACGAGUGGCCUUUGACCCAUGAUAACGAAUACGAGCGAGCUAUGUAUGACUAUGAGGUUGCUAAACUUACACUGAACGUGAAAAACUUACUUGUUUCCGGACAAAAAACCACUGAUCAAGUAGAUGUAGCAAUUGUUCCUGAUAUCCAAAUGACCACCGAACAAAUCAAUAACAGUUCGUACCUCAAUGAUAUCGAAGCAAAGAGAGAGAAAUUGGAGAUGCUCAAAAAAGAGGCAGUGUUAGUAACGUGGGAUUCGAAAAUUAAAAAUAAUCUCGGUUUAGACAAAGCUUUCCCCGAAAAAGCUUUGUCAGCUUUGGGAGAAUUUAGGACUUUCGAGCGAGAUGUGGAGACGCUGAUGUUUAAGAAACAUCCGCAUGUUUUAGACACAAUCCGCAGAUUGCGUAAGUAUGUAGGUAAUACAAAAGAAUGGGCAAUGAGCGUAGAGGAAAGCAACACAUUUGCGCGAAAAGCUGAGAAGAUUCGCAAUGAAGCCGAGAAAAUUUAUAAUAAAGUUAAAAAUCUCUUUAAAAUCAAGGAAGAAAAGGGCAACUUUUGGGACCGUUUCAUGGAAGAAGUCGCAGAUUUUCGGACCAAAUGUAAAGAUCUAACAGAAAAUGAAAUUCUCUUGUUGUGCUCCGAACCUGAGUCCAGGCAAGCUUUUGUCGAUAAAUUGGAAAACUCCGCUGAUACAGAUGGAUCAAACACGGCCAAAUCCAAGCCACUGCAAUCCAGUUCUGUAGCGGGAAAAUCAGAUAAAAAUUGAUUAUUUAUAAGUUUCCCAGGAAUGGAACGCACAUCAUUGGUACCGAUUUCUAACAGUUAGUUAGUUAGUUGCAAUCGUUCUCAUUUUUUUUCUCGUUUCAAUAUGUUUCUUUAAGUAAACCAUUGUUGGAAAAGUAGGUGGUUUUUUAAGUGUGAAAACUACUAUUUACGUGUUGAAUAUUAUGUGUGUUAGAUUGGUCUUCUAAUAUCUACAUUUCAUCAAUAAUUCGGUUCCCGUAUUCAAUAAAGAGCUCUGAAAUUCA